AUGGCGUCCACCGGAGAAAAAGGUUUGAUCGUGAGCUUUGGCGAGAUGCUAAUUGACUUCGUCCCCACGGAAUCAGGCGUCUCUCUCUCUGAAUCCGCCGGAUUCCUCAAAGCUCCUGGUGGUGCACCGGCCAACGUUGCAAUCGCUGUCUCGCGUCUCGGUGGUCGUGCCGCCUUUGUCGGGAAGCUCGGUGAUGAUGAGUUCGGACAUAUGCUUGCCGGAAUCUUGAGGAAGAAUGGUGUUGAAGAUAAGGGGAUCAAUUUCGACAAAGGAGCAAGAACCGCGCUUGCUUUCGUCACUUUGCGUUCGGAUGGUGAACGGGAGUUUAUGUUUUACCGGAAUCCGAGCGCCGAUAUGCUUCUCCGGCCAGACGAACUCAACCUCGAACUAAUCAGAUCCGCGAAAGUGUUUCAUUAUGGAUCAAUUAGUUUGAUAACGGAGCCAUGCAGGUCGGCUCACUUGAAGGCAAUGGAAGUGGCGAAAGAAGCCGGAGCUCUUCUUUCCUACGACCCAAACCUCAGAGAACCUCUUUGGCCAUCGGCGGAAGAAGCUCGGACACAGAUCAUGAGCAUUUGGGACAAAGCUGAGAUCAUCAAGGUCAGUGACGUCGAGCUUGAGUUUCUUACCGGAAACAAAACAAUCGAUGAUGAGACAGCAAUGUCUUUGUGGCAUCCCAAUUUGAAACUCUUGCUCGUUACCGUCGGCGAACAUGGAUGUCGCUAUUACGCUAAGAAUUUCCAUGGAACUGUUGAAACUUUUAAUGUGGACGCGGUGGAUACUACUGGAGCUGGAGAUUCCUUCGUUGGUGCACUUCUUAACCAGAUUGUUGAUGAUCAAUCUGUGUUCGAGGAGGAAGAGAGAUUGAGAAAAGUGCUGAGAUUCGCAAACGCUUGUGGAGCGAUCACUACGACCAAAAAGGGAGCGAUUCCAGCUCUUCCUACGGACUGUGAAGCUCAAAGCUUUCUUAAAGACAAGUAG
Molecule: messenger RNA, 978 nt
Organism: Arabis nemorensis
Lineage: Eukaryota; Viridiplantae; Streptophyta; Magnoliopsida; Brassicales; Brassicaceae
Source: the annotation of a GenBank genome assembly